CCGGCAGCAAGAACAAUGGGAGCAGCAUCCACACAUGUACCGGGGCGCACAACCCUAAGGUGGCCAUAUGCAGGCACAGCAGCUGCCAUUAAGGAGCUCGGCUGCAAACACGUCAACAAGCAAGUCAGUGAAGUUCAUGUGGAUGCAAAGAACAAGUUGGUCACCACCAGCGCCUUUAUGUGUAACAGCCCAGUUUAUGACAUGUAUGAUGGUACUGGGGAAAUGGUUCUGACAUUAACAAAUUAUUAACAGUAUUUAUGGGGG
Xenopus tropicalis (tropical clawed frog) is the source of this 264-nucleotide messenger RNA. It is a transcript of the gene gatd3alb.2, whose product is annotated as glutamine amidotransferase like class 1 domain containing 3A-like gene b2. The record is from RefSeq and is a predicted model, not a curated record. The transcript has 2 exons. Bases 16 to 249 code for a protein of 77 amino acids. NCBI's taxonomy places the organism in Eukaryota, Metazoa, Chordata, Amphibia, Anura, Pipidae.